Molecule: messenger RNA, 1221 nt
Organism: Bacidia gigantensis
Lineage: Eukaryota; Fungi; Ascomycota; Lecanoromycetes; Lecanorales; Ramalinaceae
Exons: 2
Coding region: 1-1221 (406 amino acids)
Molecular function (GO): NAD+ binding; histone deacetylase activity, NAD-dependent
Source: RefSeq, a predicted model, not a curated record
AUGGGCCAAGAGCAGUCUGCGCUAGUGAGCGGGAAAGUACCGUCCCAGACACUGACGGAUAGGUCCGUGGAAUCGAUAGCUAAACACAUCAAAGAUGGUUAUGCUACGAAGAUAGUGGUCAUGGUGGGUGCUGGCAUCAGUACAUCUGCUGGAAUCCCUGAUUUUCGAUCACCCGACACAGGUCUGUAUGCAAACCUUGCGCGCCUCAAUUUACCGUAUGCCGAAGCUGUUUUCGACAUAUCAUUCUUUAGGUCAAACCCACUUCCAUUUUACACUCUUGCCCAUGAGCUCUAUCCAGGAAAAUACCAACCCACGCUUGCUCAUUCUUUCAUCCGGCUUCUUGCGGAUAAAGGCCUGCUGAUGAAGCUGUUCACGCAAAACAUCGAUUGUCUAGACCGGGAAGCUGGUGUGCCUGCCGAUAAAAUUGUUGAGGCUCAUGGAAGUUUUGCGUCUCAGCGCUGCAUUGAAUGCAAGGAUCCUUUUCCGCUAAAUAAGAUGAAGGAGGCUAUCGCCUCACGAGCUGUCCCUCAUUGUCACAAUGCCAGAUGUAAUGGACUCGUCAAGCCAGACAUUGUCUUCUUCGGCGAAGCCUUGCCGAAAGAGUUUCAUGCAAACCGAGCAUUGGUCUGCGAAGCAGAUUUAUGUAUCAUAAUGGGUACUAGCUUGACAGUGCAACCAUUUGCAAGUCUUCCGGGGCUCUGUCAGGACGGUGUGCCUCGACUCUUGAUCAAUCUAGAGCGAGUUGGGGGUCUCGGCGCGCGGACUGAUGAUGUUCUAUUGCUUGGAGACUGUGAUGCCGGGGUUCGAAGACUUGCCGAAAGCUUGAAUUGGAUGGAAGAACUUGAAGAUAUUAUGUCACCGGCGAAGCCUUCUACGCUGAAGAAUACAAGCACAGUAAAUCAGCUUCUGCGGCCUAGAAACGAGACGCUCGAGGACGAGAUUACGAAACUCACUACCGAGGUAGACCAAUCUCUGAAGAUUUCGAAUGAUCAUGUAACAUUUUUACGAGCGAAUAUAGCACAAUAUGAGCACGACUCGCAAGGCAGUGAUAUCCACACAUCGAAGGACCACAAUACGCUUGAUCAAAAUUCUGGUGCGCCAGGGAAUAUCGAUAAGCCGCCCUUGCUAUCUAAUCCACACCAUCGGGCCUUGGGGUCGAAAGAGAAUGACAGCACCCCUGGUCAGUCACAUGAAAGACCUCCCCAAUAUUCACAGAAAUGA